Messenger RNA from Sorex araneus (European shrew), 5471 nucleotides. RefSeq names its product nucleoporin 107 (gene NUP107). Bases 130 to 2904 code for a protein of 924 amino acids. Gene Ontology annotation, cellular component: nuclear pore; nuclear pore outer ring. The transcript is spliced from 28 exons. The record is from RefSeq and is a predicted model, not a curated record. Gene Ontology annotation, biological process: protein import into nucleus; regulation of DNA-templated transcription; mRNA export from nucleus. Gene Ontology annotation, molecular function: structural constituent of nuclear pore. Lineage: Eukaryota; Metazoa; Chordata; Mammalia; Eulipotyphla; Soricidae.
GUUUCUCCCCCCCUCAACUAGGAGUUACUUCCGGGUAGAAGGGCGUGCUUCCGGAGCGCGGGAAGGCUGAAACGCGGUGGGUUCAAUUGGAGGCGAUUGUGCGAGGUUUCCCGGCGAAACCCGUAAGCUAUGGACAGGGGUGGCUUUGGAGAGAUGUCAUCCCCUGUGAUCCGGGAGGCAGAGGUGACACGGACUGCAAAGAAGCAGAGUGCUCAAAAAAGAGUUUUAAUCCGAGCAUCCCAAGAUGAAUUGUUCGCUAACACUACACCAAGAAAUCAGGUCAUCCCGCGAACUCCUGGCUCAUUUCGACCACCUUUGACUCCACCAAACCGGAGCUUAUUAAGGCAGCCAGAUGUUUCAUGCAUUCUUGGAACAGGAAGGAGAUCUCCCCGAUUUACUCAGUCUUCAGGGUUCUUAGGAAAUCUGUCUAUGGUAACAAAUCUGGAUGACGGUAAUUGGGCUGCUGCUUUUUCAUCCCAGCAUUCAGGGCUUUUUCCAAACACAGAGGCCCACAAUGUAACGGAAGAUGUAACUCUCAGCGCAGUUAUGUUAAGGGAAGAUGAUCCUGGAGAAGCAGCCUCCAUGAGUAUGUUUUCAGAUUUUCUGCAAUCUUUUUUGAAGCACUCUUCAUUGACAAUUUUUGACCUUGUAGAAGAAUAUGAAAACAUUUGUGCUAGUCAGGUGAAUAUUUUGAAUAAAAUGGUGAGUAGAGCAACACCUGGACUUCAGAAAUUUUCAAAAACAGCCAGUAUGCUCUGGCUUCUUCAACAGGAGAUGGUCACGUGGAGGCUGUUGGCUUCUUUGUAUAGAGACAGAAUACAGUGUGCGUUAGAAGAUGAAAAUAUGUUUGCAACUGCUUCUCUUAAUGCCAGUGAAAAAGCAAUUGUGGAAGGUUUAUUUCAGAGAGAUUCACUUGUUCGACAAAGUCAGCUGGUGGUAGAUUGGUUAGAAAGUAUUGCCAAAGAUGAAAUUGGAGAUUUUUCUGAUAAUAUUGAAUUUUAUGCAAAAUCAGUAUACUGGGAGAAUACUCUGCAUAGCUUGAAACAGCGACAGAUGUCUUUCAUAGGAAGUGUCCGCCCUCUUGUCACUGAAUUGGAUCCUGAUGCUCCCAUAAGACAGAAAAUGCCCCUUGAUGAUCUGGACAGAGAAGAUGAAAUCAGAUUACUCAAAUAUCUGUUCACUCUAAUUCGUGCUGGAAUGACAGAAGAGGCACAACGGCUGUGUAAACGUUGUGGUCAGGCAUGGCGAGCUGCGACACUUGAAGGCUGGAAACUGUAUCAUGACCCUAACAUCAGUGGAGGAACAGAAUUAGAGCCUGUUGAAGGGAAUCCAUAUCGAUGCAUUUGGAAAAUAAGCUGUUGGAGAAUGUCAGAGGAUGAACUUUUUAAUAAAUAUGAAAGAGCAAUUUAUGCAGCUUUAAGUGGAAAUCUCAAGCAGCUGCUUCCGGUUUGUGACACCUGGGAAGACACAGUGUGGGCCUACUUCCGGGUGAUGGUGGACAGUCUGGUAGAACAGGAGAUACGAACGUCACUAAUAACACUGGACGAAACCGAAGAGCUCCCUCGGGAAUAUUUGGAAGCCAAUUGGACCUUAGAAAAAGUUUUUGAAGAACUUCAAGCUACUGAUAAAAAGAGAGUUCUGGAAGAGAAUCAGGAACAUUAUCAUAUAGUUCAAAAAUUCCUUAUUCUGGGAGACAUUGAUGGUUUGAUGGAUGAAUUUAGCAAAUGGCUUUCCAAAAGCAGAAAUAAUCUACCCGCACAUCUCCUCCGCUUCAUGACUCACCUUGUUUUGUUUUUCCGUGCUCUGGGACUGCAGACAAAAGAAGAAGUUUCCAUUGAAGUUUUAAAAACAUAUAUACAGCUUUUAAUAAAUGAGAAACAUACAAAUCUCAUAGCAUUUUAUACUUGUCACUUGCCACAAGACUUAGCUAUUGCUCAGUACGCACUAUUUUUGGAAGGUGUUACAGAAUUUGAACAGCGUCACCAUUGCCUGGAACUGGCAAAGGAAGCAGAUUUGGAUAUAGCAUCUAUAACAAAAACUGUAGUUGAGAAUACUCGAAAGAAAGAUAAUGGUGAAUUCAGUCACCAUGACCUGGCCCCAGCCCUCGAUACUGGAACUACUGAGGAGGACCGCUUAAAGAUUGAUGUAAUCGAUUGGUUGGUAUUUGAUCCAGCACAGAGGGCAGAAGCAUUAAAGCAAGGCAAUGCAAUAAUGAGAAAAUUCCUGGCAACAAAAAAGCAUGAAGCUGCAAAAGAAGUGUUUGUGAAAAUUCCUCAGGAUUCCAUAGCAGAAAUUUAUAAUCAGUGGGAAGAGCAAGGGAUGGACAGCCCGCUUCCCGCUGAGGAUGAUAACGCCAUCCGAGAGCAUUUGUGCAUUAGAGCGUAUUUGGAAGCCCAUGAAACAUUUAAUGAGUGGUUUAAGCAUAUGAAUUCAGCUCCACAAAAACCCACUUUGAUACCUCAAGCAUCUUUUACUGAGAAAGUGGCUCAUGAACACAAAGAAAAGAAAUACGAAAUGGAUUACAAUAUUUGGAAAGGGCAUUUGGAUGCCCUGACAGCUGAUGUGAAGGAGAAAAUGUACAAUGUCUUGUUAUUUGUUGAUGGAGGAUGGAUGGUGGAUGUUAGAGAAGAUGCAGAAGAAGACCCUGAAAGAACGCAUCAGAUGGUUUUAUUGCGGAAACUUUGUCUACCAAUGCUCUGUUUUCUACUUCACACUAUAUUACAUAGUACUGGUCAGUAUCAGGAGUGCCUCCAGUUAGCAGAUAUGGUAUCCUCUGAACGACACAAACUAUAUCUGGUAUUUUCCAAGGAAGAACUAAGAAAAUUGCUACAGAAGUUAAGAGAAUCCUCUCUGAUGCUCCUCGACCAAGGACUUGAUCCUUUAGGAUAUGAAAUUCAGUCAUAAUUCAUCUACUGUGUAAUCUCUCUAAUCAGGAUAAAUGGAGUUGUUGUAUAUUUGUAAUUACUAGGACUUUAUUUUACAUUAUCAUGGGCUAAAACAUUUAUAAAAUUCAGACAUUAGAAUUUUGUACUUUUCAGAAUACAGUGGUAACAGUUUAAAAAUGAAUGUAUCAGUAUUUCCCUGUGUUUAUAAAUAAAAUUAUGUAAAAAUUAAAAUGUUCUGUACUUAAGAAUUCUAGGAUUAUUUGUUUACUUCUUUGUAAUAACAAGUUAAAUUUUUUCAAUCAGAGAGACAGCUCAAGGUUUUGAGUCUAUACUUUGCAUGCAGGAGGCCAGAAUGAAGCCCUGGCACCUCAUGGUCAUGGAGUACCACCAAAAGGUACCCCUAAGUACCCCCAUGUGUGGCCUGGGACAAAAGUUAAAUUUAUUAUCUUUUACUUUAUUAUCAUAAAUACUUUCAAUAUCUUAAAUUCAUAAAGAGAGGGGAAAGUAGAUUCUUUUUUUGGGGGGUAGGGGGUUGCGGGUUUGGAGGCCAUACCCGACUGUGUAUCACUCCUGGCCAUGUUCAGGGAACCAUAUAUGAUGAUGGGGAUCGAACCUAGGUCUCAUGCAAAGCAGGGUCCUUGAGCUGGAGAGACAAGAUAGCAGGUAAGGUCAAAUUUGUUAAAGUGUAGGAUUUAGAAGUAAGAAAUAACUAAAAGUGAGAAUGUGACUAACAAGCCAUUAUAACUCCCAGAGCUUUAUAGUUCUCUAAAUCACUUGAGGAAUUUGUUAACUUUGUGUUUUAUAGAUAAUACCAUUUAAGAUGUGUGCCUCUACAGCAGGUAGGGCGUUUGCCUUGCAUGCAGCCAACCCGGAUUCGAUUCCCAGUAUCCCAUAUGGUCUCCUGAGCACCUCCAGGAGUGAUUCCUGAGUGCAAAGUCAGGAGUAACCCCUGAGCAUCGCCGGGUGUGACCCAAAAGGGAAAAAAUAAAAAUGAUGCGUGACUCUAGAGGCCUGGAGAGCAUCAUAGGAUCGUAUUUCUACAGUGCCCUAAGUAAUUGUAAUGAGUUCCAUGUGCAAUGUGGCUUAGAUCAUAGGUUGGUAUUCAUACUCCUGAAUCCACAGCAGACAGCAGUAGUUGAUUGUGCUGUUUUUUUGUGUGGUUGGGAUUUAUUUAUUUUUGGCAAAUCCAAAAAACCCAACAGGAUUGCACCCCGUAGUGCGCAGGGCUUACUCCUGGCUUUGUGCUCAGGGGUCAGUCCUGAUCAUACUCAGUGUACCCUAUGGGUUGGGGAAUUGAAUCCAAGUCCAUCACGUGGUAGGCAAACACCCUCCCUGCUGUAUUGUUGACUGUCUUGCUCUCCAGCAGUUGGGAGACGGUAUAGAGCAAUAGGCUGUCUCAAGGUUUCUUAAUAGCUGAAAAUGAUCAUAUGAUGAAAUACUUAUCAAAAUAUCUCUUGAUUCUUAGACCAUACUCUAUCCAUUGCAAAAUUGAAAUGAAGCAGUAUGAGCAAAAAUACAACUCUAAUAAGACAAUCAGUGUUGAAAGCCAUCAGGUGCUGUUUGAAAGAAGGCAAAUAAAUGGGGAGACAUUGAGUUCAGUAAUUGGAAGACUCAACAUAGUGAAAAAUGAUCUUUCCAAAUUGGCACAGUUUUAACAGUACUUCCUAAGACUCUAAGAAACAGAUGAACUUAAUUCCUGUAGGUUUGAAGAUGGUAUUGUAGCUAGGUGUAGAGUAUCCUUAUUCUUAGGAGGUGCCUGCUAAAAUACAUAGGAAGGAGUGGCCAGAGACAUAGAACAGAGGGUAAGGUGCUUGCUUUGCAUGCGGCUGACCCUGGUCCAGUCCUGGGACCAUAUGGUCCUACAAGCACUGCUGGAUAUGGUCCAAUCCAAAUAAUGUAGGAAUGAAAGGUUGCAAACUUGUGCUUUGAAAUGUGUCACUUUAAAAUGAAGAUCUGCUUGGGCCAGAAUGAUAAUACAGUGAUACGAUGCUCACCUUGUACACAGCCACCCUGGGUUCCAUCCCCAGCACUAGGCAUCACUCUGGGCAGUGCUUAGGGAACCACAGCCCCGCCAGCAGUGAUCCCUGAAUACCACUGGGUGUACCCCGAUAAAUAAGCAAAUAAGGCAAAAUACUAAUAAGUGGUUAGCUAAAGAACUCAUGAGCGCUCAAAUGGAGCAGUAUAACUUGCAACUUUUCUGUAGAUUUAAAAUUUUCAAAAUAAGACUUGGGGUUCAGCGUUGACAGACUGAGGUUACCAAGCAGAGAUGGGGGAGAGGGGUGGACUAGGAGGGACAUGAGAGCCCUGGAGUUUUGGGCACUUAGGUGGUGCUGCUGCCGCCGAACUUUAUGCCUCAAAAGUGUAAGUGUUGUGCUCGCUUCGGCAGCACAUAUACUAAAAUUGGAACGAUACAGAGAAGAUUAGCAUGGCCCCUGCGCAAGGAUGACACGCAAAUUCAUGAAGCGUUCCAUAUUUUUAACUGAGACUUUAACCUGAACGCUUUGUAACUUUCCACAUGGUGAAUUAAUAAAAGAAUUUUAAAAAAAAAGUGUAAGUGUUAACAUUGUGGACCACAUUACCUCAAUA